AUGUACAAGGAGUGUUAUUGGGCGAUUCAUGUGUUUGCUAAGGUUGCUGAAGUGAGAAAUAUCCGGUCGGUUGAUAUCUUGGAAAAUGUGCAGAUAGUCAGUGUUAUAUAUUUGCGGGAUUCUAGUGCGGGUCCUUUUAUACGAUGCACCGUAUAUAGCGAAUUGACGGAUACAUUUCCGCAAAGAAUUAAAACUGACCAAAUUAUCCAACUUAAUCAUAUCCACAUCCGAACCAAUCGGGGAAGGCCACCAUCGUUGUAUGGAAAACUGAAUGUGGCUGGAUUCGCUGUCGCAUUAAUUACAUAUCAACCAUUCAAUAUUAUUUUCCACUCAUCUGCUAACUACAGUGUAUCCGAAAACUGCCAAAAAAUGGUUUUUUUAGGUCUGCUUGUUCAAGGUUAUUCAAGUGAUAUGCCUGUUGUCUCGCCUGUAGCUAAUUCCAUUUUUGGCAAUACACUUGGAUUUAAUAAUGAAAAUAAAACAGUUUGUCGUUUGGAUCAACUCAUACGUUUUCAAUAUCAUAACAUUGUUGUACAGGCAGUAUCAAUAUUCAUAAGUGAUAGGGUAAUGGAUAAGAUUUUUGCAUUGCAGUUCUUUUUCUUUUUCUUUAUGAAUGAAAAUAUUUCUGAAACGAUACAUGCUGAUGAAGAAUUGAAUUCAAUGGCUAAGGAAUAUCUUUGCGAUGUAGUUUUUUAUGAUGAACAUGGAGAUUGUCUGAAAAGAACUGUUAAGCCUGGUGAUAUAAUGCUUCUCAUCAAUGUGCAUUAUUAUGUCAGGAAAAACUGCAGUGUGCUAGCCUUACAUGAAGGUGGUGAACGUUAUAACAGAGGCAUCAGAAUUUUGGAUCAUUCUUCGAGUCAAAAAGCAGAGCUAUUGAAUGCCGUGAAAGCUUUUGUUGCAAACAGGACUUUUUCGAUGCAAGGGGUUUAUGAUGCUUCUUUCACUUCUGAAGUUGCUGUGAUUUUAGAAGAAAGUACAAGUAUGAGAUUUGCGGAUAAUACAUAUCAGGCGCUGGUUAUAGCUAUUGUCAUUUCAAAGUAA
Messenger RNA from Loa loa (African eye worm), 1041 nucleotides. RefSeq lists its product as hypothetical. The record is from RefSeq and is a predicted model, not a curated record. The coding region runs from base 1 to 1041 and encodes 346 amino acids. NCBI's taxonomy places the organism in Eukaryota, Metazoa, Nematoda, Chromadorea, Rhabditida, Onchocercidae. Gene Ontology annotation, molecular function: single-stranded telomeric DNA binding. The transcript has 10 exons.